AUGCAAGACUUCAACUUCCCCCCAAAUAUCUUCACCACCAUAAAGCCAGCCUUGAUGAAUCCAUUCACCCGAGCAAACGCGGCCUGGCACUUGGUUGGUCUUGCGUCUGAACUCCCGAACAUCGAUGAUGACGGUGCUCGCAUUGUACCAAGGUGCAACGCUUUCAACAUUCCCAAGACAAAUGGCCCUAUGGAACGAGUUGAAGACAUCGAUUUACCGGGAGACUUGAAAGAUCAAGUCCUAGUAUUUAAAUACAAGGGAAAAUAUCAUGCGAUUGACCAUGUGAGUACGACUCGGACUAUGUGGACGGAAUUGAGCUCAUUCUUUAAGCAAUGCCCUCACUCGUCGUUCCCGCUUUCACAGGGCAACCUUUUUGAUAUUGAAGACUUUGGGAUUGUGCUUAGCGCAGGAAUCACAUGUCCUAAACACGGUUGGUCCUUCGAUCUCUUCUCUGGGCGGGCAGAUCGCGGGAACUAUUCACUCAAAGUGUGGGAGGUGCAGUUGCGCGAUUUGUCGACGCCCGGGAGCACCGACCAGGAGGUUUGGGUGAGGCGCAAACAAAGAAUCGGUUGA
Penicillium paradoxum is the source of this 573-nucleotide messenger RNA. Its product is annotated as Rieske (2Fe-2S) protein. The coding region runs from base 1 to 573 and encodes 190 amino acids. NCBI's taxonomy places the organism in Eukaryota, Fungi, Ascomycota, Eurotiomycetes, Eurotiales, Aspergillaceae. The transcript has a single exon. The record is from RefSeq and is a predicted model, not a curated record. Gene Ontology annotation, molecular function: 2 iron, 2 sulfur cluster binding.